AUCUCAUCCCAUCCCAUCCAUCAACCACACGCGCACACGCGGGGGUCGCAAAUCGCAUCCACGCGUGUUUCACUCCCUCAAGCAUGACUACCCUCGUCGCAGUGCCCGCGGCCCUCGUGCCGCGCAUACACACCGCGCUCUCGGUGCUCGCCUUCUCGACCGCCCUCUUCCUCGGCUGGUUUGCCGGGCUCUGGGAGCAGCUGUGCGAGAACUCGGUCGCAAAGUGGCCCGUUGAGUGGUUCCCCUCGGUCUCGGCGACCAUCGGCGACCACGUCGCGCCGCGCGCACCCUUCCAGAUCCUCAUCGCGCUGACCGCCACGCCGCGCUUCGUCCUCCUCGGUCUGCAGUGGAUCGCACACCGCUACCCCCCAUCGGCAUCUGUGCGCUCGUCGGGUGCUGGUCCGGCUUCGGCAGCAGCGCCGUCGGCAUCCACCUCGACGUACCAGGGCAACCUGCGCUCGCGCUCCAAGGCGCACAAGGACGACGACGAGGCACAGCACCCGCUCACCGCUGAGGAUGCUGGACCUGUGCCGACGGUCGCCGCGCGUACUGGGCUCGUUGACGCCGAGAUCAUGUUUGGCGUCGCGCGGACAUUCUGCUGCGGAGGUUGGAUGUACAUCACGUCUCGGGAUCAGCACGACCUUCACGACCUGUUCAUGAUCAUCUACCUCGUGCUCAACGUCCCGUGGAUGUAUCUCUCCACGGCGCACUCGACCAACGACCGCGCCCGCAAGUGGAGGAAGAUUACCUUUGGCGGCUUCAUCGCGUCGGUGCCACCUCUCAUCUACCUCUUCAUCCAGCACUCGGUCAACCACGUCCCCGGUGCCUACACCCGCUACGCCUUCUUCGAGUGGAGCCUGGUCGGGUGGGACGUUGCGUUUGACGCUGCGACCCUGUUUGAGCUCGGCCACCUCCAGGUCCGCAUCAUCGACACCACGUCGACCGCAAAUGGCGCCGGAGAAAAGAAUGGAUUCGCUCAAGGCCUCUACAUUGCCCCGGUUCCGCGCUCGGCUUCGCGUUCAGAGGAGGACUGGACGGCCGCGCCUUCGCCUCCCUCGCGCUUGCCAUACCGCGAUGCACUUGCGUGGUUGAGCGACGUGUGGUUUGCCGCCGCCUUCUGGACCAUCUUCACCAGCGUCUCGGUCCAGCUCUUCUACUGGUCGGUGUGGAAGCUCGCCCUGUCAGGCUCCGAGGCCGCCAUCCUCAUCAACCUCGCGCCGUAUGCCCUCGGCACACCGUGGUACCGCGCCUAUGCGACGUCCAAGGAGGGCCUCUUCCUCCACCGCUCGCUACUCUUUGUCGUCGGUCUGGGAACUUACGCUCUCCCCAACGUCGGCGCGCGCUACCUCUGCGUCCUCAUCGGCAUGUGGGGCGGCUGGAUCGCGCUGGCUGCCGACUCGUACCGUCUCCGCGGCAGUCCCGAGAUGCUCUCCCAGGGAAAGAUUCUCAUCACUGGCCUCAUUGUGACGCUUCUGGCCAAGUACAAUGCCUAUUCGAACAACCCGUUCUGGCCGGUUAUGGACGCCGCGUCAGGCGGCUGGAACAAGACUGGCCUGGUCAUCUCGGCCCUUGCCCUCGCCGAGUACUACUACCGCCCCAACAACCUGUUCCCGGCACCGCCCGUCGGCGCGACGCUCAAGGACAAGCCGCUCAACCUCGCCUUCUCCCGCUCCCAGCGCUUCCUCAUCGCCAUUGGCUUUGGCGCCAGCGUCCACCUCAUCCAGACAUUUGUCACCGACUCGGGAACCAUCAUUGCGUGGACGUGGACCGGCUGGCCUCUCACCGGCCCGACUCUGCACCCUUGGUCUGGCCUGGUCAUUCUUGUCGUCAUCGCCGGCCUCUUGACCGACUACACGCCGUCCAACGCCAACGUCACGACUGUUAGUGUGACGACCCUCGCGUCAUUCCUCGCGCUUGACAAGAUUCCCGACUGGGCGGGCUUCCUCGCCGGUCUCGCUCUUGUGUUCAACAUUGUCGUCACGUUCCCUUCACUCCUCCGUGCUGCCUCUGCCAUGCCUCCGGCAGUCACUGGCCGUGCCAUGAUCUUCAACUGUGUUGUCGACGUCGCGUCAGUGUUCACCGUCGCCUACGCGUUCGUGCCCUUUGGCUGGCUCCUCCGUGAGCGCACCGAUCUCGUCACCGGCCUCAUUGUCGUUGCCCUUGGCGCUGGCAUCGCCGGUGCCGCGACGCUCAAGCUGCCCGACGAGUCCCGCCUCCACACCCGCAGCAAGAACCGCAUCCACGGCAUCAACCACCUUACACGCCUGGCUGCGGCUGUUCUCGCCGUCGUCGCCAUCGUCACCUCGUUCAUCCACUACCGCGCAGUCCCCACCAAGACGCGCCAGCCCACGCCGUAUUUCCCCGGUCACAAGAUGUUCUCUGGUGGCAUCUUCACCGUCCACUUUGGUAUCGACGAGCCCGGACGUGACAGCCAGCGCCGCAUUGCCCAGCUCAUCGACGAGAUGCAGGUCGACGUCCUUGGCCUCCUCGAGACUGAUCUCCAUCGCUUCGUGUACGGCAACCGCGACCUCACCCGCUACAUUGCCGAGGAGCUCGACUACUACGUCGACAUUGGACCAGGACCGAACAAGCACACCUGGGGCGCGGCAUUGUUAUCGAAGUACCCCAUCCUCAACUCCACCCACCACCUCCUACCUUCGCCUGGCGGCGAGCUGGCGCCCGCGAUCCAUGCCACGCUGGACAUUCACGGUCAGCACGUCAACGUGAUUGUGAGCCACAACGGUCAGGAAGAGGACCCCCUCGACCGCGAGCUGCAGACGACAGAACUCGCCCGCCUUCUCCACGAGACUGGCGACACCCCGACCGUCUUCCUCGGCUACCUCGUUACCCACCUGCACGACGAGCCGCCGUCGCCAUACGGCAUCCUGUUCAACGAGCACACUGGUCUCAUCGACAUUGAGACGCUCGACCGCUGGCGCUGGUGCGAGUACAUUGGCUUCCGUGGUCUGUGGCGCAUUGCCUUCUCGCGUCUCGAGCACUCGGAUGUCACCGACACCGAGCUCCAGGUCGGCAAGUUCUUGCUACCACUCCCAGGCCAAAAGGUCAAGUAUGACGACGACUCGCAGCUGUACUGGCACAUUGCGGAAACAGACAUUCCCGAGCCAUGGCGCAUGCCGACCAUGUUCCGUGUACCCGGGGUACGCGGCCACGCGUACCGCAUCUGGGACGGCCCGCUGUAUUACCUCCCCCCCGCGCACAGCGGGUUGCGCGAGUACGGCUGGGGCAAUGACACGACAUGGCCGCCGCCUCCAAAGAUUCCGGCACUGUAGCUCAGUAGUAGUGUAGGUUAGGUGGUGGCAUCAUGGCAAACAUAUCAUAG
This is a messenger RNA of Vanrija pseudolonga, 3340 nucleotides long. It is a transcript of the gene cwh43, whose product is annotated as Protein cwh43. Gene Ontology annotation, cellular component: endoplasmic reticulum. Gene Ontology annotation, biological process: GPI anchor biosynthetic process; fungal-type cell wall organization. The transcript has 8 exons. The record is from RefSeq and is a predicted model, not a curated record. Lineage: Eukaryota; Fungi; Basidiomycota; Tremellomycetes; Trichosporonales; Trichosporonaceae. Gene Ontology annotation, molecular function: catalytic activity. The coding region runs from base 84 to 3290 and encodes 1068 amino acids.